This is a messenger RNA of Anisakis simplex (herring worm), 624 nucleotides long. NCBI's taxonomy places the organism in Eukaryota, Metazoa, Nematoda, Chromadorea, Rhabditida, Anisakidae. The record is from the annotation of a GenBank genome assembly.
AUGUUUUUACGUGGCAUUUGGACUCCGGAUAUAUUUUGCCUACGGAAUGUGCCUCACGGUAUGAAUCCCAAGAAGCAACGAGUUGGAAGCGCCCAGUUGCAUAAACGUUCUACACGUGAUUCCGUCAGCAGUCAAGUCGACUCAGUAGUACCAUCGUCUUCCAAUUCGGCCGCCUUACGUCCAGAAUCGUCGAGAAAAUGCCGAUUUGCUGCACUGAUACGUAACAAAUACGCAGAAUGCAAGUUAUCGAGGCUGCAAUCCCGUCGAAAGAAUCGUCCAGCAAUUUCUCGCGACACACAACGUGCAUUUCGUGAACUGAUCAGCUCAUGGUCAUGUUCAGAACUGGCUGCAUUCUGCACCGAAAUGGACAGCGCUUAUGCGGUAAGAGAGCUGGUGUUGAUGACCGAAGCGGCACGACCGCCUGUCUCAUCACUGCAACAAGAUCUUUUCAAUGCAUUCAGCAAUUCAAUUGCCACCGAUUGUUUCGUGUUGUACAGGGAUGGCCGUUAUGCCGCUCACGAAGCGAUCCUGUGCGCAAGGUCACGUUAUUUUGCUGAGCAGUUUGCAUCAGUGCAUCAUGAUGUGAAUGAUUGCGUGGGAAAUAUUCUCUCAUACCCUAUCUGA